Eurypyga helias (sunbittern) is the source of this 2248-nucleotide messenger RNA. RefSeq names its product folliculin interacting protein 1 (gene FNIP1). The transcript has 6 exons. Gene Ontology annotation, cellular component: cytoplasm. The record is from RefSeq and is a predicted model, not a curated record. Gene Ontology annotation, molecular function: ATPase inhibitor activity; protein-folding chaperone binding. The annotation marks the transcript as partial. NCBI's taxonomy places the organism in Eukaryota, Metazoa, Chordata, Aves, Eurypygiformes, Eurypygidae.
AACGACUAUUUGCAAUCUGUACACGAUGCCACGGAUCGGGGAGCCCGUCUGGCUUACUAUGAUGUCGGGGACGCCGGAGAAGAACCAGCUUUGCCAUCGCUUCAUGAAGGAGUUCACCUUCUUGAUGGAAAAUGCUUCGAAAAACCAGUUUUUACCAGCUUUACUGACUGCAGUCCUGACUAACCACUUGGCCUGGGUCCCUACCGUCAUGCCGAAUGGCCAGCCGCCUAUAAGGAUCUUCCUGGAAAAGCAUUCUUCUCAGAGCGUGGACAUGCUGGCCAAAACUCAUCCCUACAACCCGCUGUGGGCACAGCUCGGUGACCUGUAUGGGGCCAUCGGAUCACCCGUGAGAUUGGCCAAAACAGUUGUGGUUGGCAAAAGGCACGACCUGGUCCAGAGGUUGCUUUAUUUCCUUACUUACUUCAUCCGAUGCUCCGAGCUUCAAGAGACUCAUCUUCUAGAAAAUGGGGAAGAUGAAGCCAUCGUCAUGCCUGGAACUGUUAUAACGACCACGCUGGAGAAAGGAGAAGUGGAAGAAUCGGAGUAUGUGCUAGUCACGAUGCACAAGAACAGGGGCAACUUGCUGCCGACGGAGCCCGAAGACGUGAGGACCCCGAACUGCAGCUGCAGAUACUGCAAAUGUCCCACUUCCCUGGCACAGAACGUAGAAGGCGUUCCGCAGCAAGAGAGGGAAGACGCGCAAAACACUCCCAAGGUGGAGCUGGAAUCUUCUUCGGAUGAGAACACAACUAUUGUUCCUGAUGACUGCCAGGAAGACGAUGUGGUCGAUGUGAAGCCACCAAGACCCUGCCUGGACACAAAACUCGAGACUGUGGUGUGCACGGGGUCAGCUGCCCCAGAAAAGCGUGUCGCGAUGGAACCUGGCUUGGAGCCAACGGCAAACGCCUGGGGGAAGGAAGACGCGCUGGAAUCGGGCAGCCAGGCGGUCAGCGUGACGAGGUCACCCGGCAUCGCUGUGGAGAAGAAGCCGCCGGAUAAGCUCUUCUGCGCGGCGUUUCCUUGCAGCGCUGCCGAGGCGCAGACAAAGGUGACUUUCCUCAUCGGGGAUUCCAUGUCGCCCGAUUCAGACAUCGAACUCCGAAGUCAGGCAGUAGUGGAACAAAUUGCUAGGCAUCACAGCCCGCCAGCAGCGGAGGAAGGAGUGUCUGCUGAUCAGAACUGUGAAGCUAAACAAACUGUUGAGGACCAAAAUAGAGACUGUGGGACAGCUGAACCCUUUCCUCAAGUUGCUCGUGAGCAUCAGAGCUGGAAUCCGAAUCCGUACAACGCUGAGAGCAUGAGUCUGUUCGAUGAGUAUUUUACUGAUGACAGUUCAGUUGAAACCCGGACUAUUGACGAUAUUCCAGGGCAAGCAGCCACGGACCUUCUUGCUCACAGCAGUAGUUUUGAGUUUUCUAAAAAGCUCUGUGCAAAGCCCAGCAAACCACCUAGCGAAUUUUGUAAGUUCAUGGACUCUCUUCGGCAAGAGACCUACAAAAAUUGCUUUAAUGAGCAGGACCAAAGAGAGAAAAUCUCUAUUCGUGUCCCCCAUGGGGACAGGGAAAACGUAGAGAAAAAAGUCGCCCCAGGAAUUGAUUGGGACAUUCCAAGAAAUGAGAGUUCGGAUAGUGCCCUGGGCGACAGUGAAAGUGAGGAUACAGGUCAUGAGCUAGCCAGACCCGGUGGUAACUAUUACGGAGGAGAGCAGGAAGACUGGGCAGAAGAAUACGAGAUUCCUUUCCCUGGAUCAAAAUUAGUUGAAGUGAACUCUGUCCAGCCCAGUAUUGCCAAUUUUGGAAGAUCCUUACUAGGUGGCUACUGUUCAUCUUACGUCCCUGACUUUGUUUUGCAAGGAAUAGGAAGUGAUGAAAAGCUGAGGCACUGUUUGGUGUCAGAUUUGUCUCACGCUGUGCAGCACCCUGUUCUGGAUGAACCGAUCGCGGAGGCAGUCUGCAUCAUUGCGGACGUGGACAAGUGGACGGUGCAAGUGGCCAGUAGCCAGAGACGAAUGAUCGAUAAUAAGCUGGGAAAAGAAGUGUUAGUCUCCAGUCUCGUCUCCAACCUGCUGCAUUCCACUCUUCAGCUUUACAAGCAUAAUUUGUCUCCGAACUUCUGUGUCAUGCACCUGGAGGACCGGCUGCAGGAGCUGUAUUUCAAAAGCAAGAUGCUGUCCGAGUAUCUCAAGGGCCAGAUGAGAGUCCACGUCAAGGAGCUGGGCGUGGUGCUGGGGUAGGAUCCCAACCUCCCU